CUCGGCGCGCCUGCAAACUGAGGCUGCGCCUGGGGACCAGCCGGACGCGCGAUGGCCUCAGCGAGCGGCCCGGGGCUGGCCCUGGGGGUCCUCAGCGUGAUCUGCCAGUUGGUCCGGUUCGGUUUCAUCAGCUGUGAUUCCAUACUGUUAUAUGGAGUUGUGAACAACAAUAUAACUUUUCCUACAUCAAGAUAUAUGCCUUUUAAAGAGAUCACGUGGAAGAAACACAAGGAUAAAGUCGUAGAAUGGGAAAGUAACUAUGCAGUCAAAACUUUCCCAUCUUUCGUAGGUAGGGUUCAUUUAGACACUACGUCAGGUAACCUCACCAUCUUCAAUUUAACAUCAUCAGAUGAAGGUGAAUAUGAAAUUGAAUCACCAGAUAUUAAGGAGAGUGCCAAGUUCUCUCUUAUUGUGAUUGGGCCUCUUCCAUCCGUGACACUAACUUGUUCAUUGACUGGUGAAAACAUUGCAGUCCAAUGCAGCAUCCCGGAGCACAACAACCACCCAGAGCUUAUUACGUACUCAUGGAAUUGCCCUUCAGAACAAUGUAAAAAUACCUCAAUGACUGAAAUAUAUUUUGGGAUAGAAGAUGAUCUUUCUCAAGAAACACAGUGUACUGUUAGCAAUCCGUUAUUCAAAAGCACAUCAUCAGUUCUUUUGGCAACCUGUGUCCCAAGCAGUGGUCAUGUAAGGCACAGGUUUGUGCUUAUACCAGUAUCAGUAGUAGCAAUUAUGAUAUGUGUUGUGGUGAUGUGCAUAACGGGUAUUCUGAAAGCCUGAACAUAAUCACACAGAACCAAGGAGAAAAACGUAUCAACAAAACUGGACCAAGAGCCUUCAACUAAAAAGACUUCUCUGAGACUUCUUUCCUGGAAGCAGUGAACUUCAUCCUCCAGCCGCCAGUAAUCUAACAUUAAGCCCCUUAACCUACCUGAUUGUUCUCUUUCAGUAUCAGCUGGUUUCACAUUAACCUCUCCGUCUUCCCAUAAUGCAGUUACCUCCAUUGGCAGCCAGGCCUGAUUCAAGCCACGUUCGGCCUGGGACUGUUUGCCUCCCUGGCCACGUUUCCCCCUUUCCAGCUCCUCCACACCUACUGUGCAGGAGUCACCCGGGCUGAUGUUCACCUCCGGGAUCUGGGCUGGACAGAAGCUGAGGGACACCCUUUGCAAACCUGCACCUUGUGCUUCUGGGUCCCCGGGCCUGCAGUGACUCCUCUGUUAUUUCAGACCAAGGCUGUCAGAGGGAGGCCGCAGCCCUGGCCUGCCGGAGCUGCUUGGCCUCUGGCUGCUCCCGUGGCUCUGGUGUUUGAGCUUUGUCUUCCCUCUCUCUGGGAAGAACUAUUGAAAUAGUUUCUUUGGAAAGGACAAAGAAUCUGGGCCAGAUGCUGAAGGGACAUUAAUGACCUGUCUUGGGUCCCCAUUGUGCCCAUGAGAGACACUCAGCUCUAAAGCUGCUCUGUGCUCUGUCUCCACUGGCCACACAGCCUGUGGCCUCUCCGCCUAACAGUGGAUGAUGGCUUUGGAGAGGGUCUUUGACUCCUUGGGUAACUGUAAGUAAAUAUAAGCAGUGAGGGCUUGAGGAAGGUCUGUGUUCCAUGGGACAAGAUGCCUCUUCACUUGUAUAGUCAGGGUAGAAUGCUGGAAAGAACCUUAAAACGCACCAUCAAAAACCUCCUUUCAUGGAGAACAGAGGCCUCACCUGAGCAUGGGCUGUAGAGUUCAGUCAGAAGCAGAGAGGGGACAUUGCAUGAGGCCUUCUCCCAGCUCCACUAAGCCCAUGCUGGGCGGGAUGAGGAAAAUCAAGGUUCUCAGUGGGGCACUGGGGUUGCAAGACUGGGGAGGGCUGGUGGCAGCUUCUUCAUGACCUGUCCCCAAAGAGGCCCUUCUCCCAGCCACCUUGGACCCCAGUCAGCUCUUCUAGGCUUUCCUGUCUGGGGGCUCAGCCCACGUGUUCGAUGGUUGGUAGGCUUGGUACUUGCUUUGUGUUUUUGCCUGGUGGUUAUGUCCUGCCCAGUACCACCUCAGUCUCAGAAGGACCCCCUCACUGAAACAGCCCUGAGAAAGGGAAAAAGGCAAGCCCUCCAUACCCACAUCUCUCACCUGGGCACGUGCACACACAGACCCACACCCCUGUCCUUAUGCCACAAUUGCUUCUCUGGUUUGUGUUGCUUUCCAGGCACAAUGCCCCUUUUCGUGAGUGGACAGAGCCCUGGCCUGGGUGGCAGGGAGCUGGGCUCCAUGCUCUGCCGCUGGGUGGAUGGCAUCCUCUCUGAGCUGCUCUGGUCUGCACACCAAGGGAGUUCCUCUAGACCAGCUCCAGUGUUGAUUCCCUCUCCAGAGGCACCCUGACUUCCUCCCCUUUCUUACCUGAGUAUCAGUUUACUCCCACCUCAGGGACUGAAUGGGGGACAGAUUCCAGAAAAAGGGGGUGGGGACACCAAAGCCAACGUUGCCAGCUGAGCCACACAGCUGCUUCACCCACGCACAGCAAGAGGUGUUCACCGGCUCUGCACUCCCCAGCUCCAGAUGUAGGGAUAUUGCCCAUUUGACAAAGGGAAGGCCCCCAACCCAAACAUCAUGUUUGUGAGUUUAACCUUGUCCUAAACAGCUCUCUGGAAAAGGUCCAGGUUCUCCCAGCCAGGACAGUGGGCUGUCAACGCUCAGCCCUUCACAUGCAACACCCUGGAGGUCAGCGUUUCUCUGGGUGACAGGCACCUGAGACUAAAGACAAACUUGAAAUAUGAAAAUGAGUU
This is a messenger RNA of Cynocephalus volans (Philippine flying lemur), 2752 nucleotides long. RefSeq names its product CD58 molecule (gene CD58). Bases 52 to 780 code for a protein of 242 amino acids. The transcript is spliced from 6 exons. The record is from RefSeq and is a predicted model, not a curated record. Lineage: Eukaryota; Metazoa; Chordata; Mammalia; Dermoptera; Cynocephalidae. Gene Ontology annotation, molecular function: signaling receptor binding. Gene Ontology annotation, cellular component: cell surface.